Hypanus sabinus (Atlantic stingray) is the source of this 4750-nucleotide messenger RNA. It is a transcript of the gene hsd11b2, whose product is annotated as hydroxysteroid (11-beta) dehydrogenase 2. The coding region runs from base 1396 to 2541 and encodes 381 amino acids. The transcript has 5 exons. NCBI's taxonomy places the organism in Eukaryota, Metazoa, Chordata, Chondrichthyes, Myliobatiformes, Dasyatidae. Gene Ontology annotation, molecular function: oxidoreductase activity. The record is from RefSeq and is a predicted model, not a curated record.
UCGCGUAGUUUCACUUGACUCAGGAGCAAAAUCUUUCAGGAACAAUCAGCAUUCGCAAGAAAAACAGAAAUUAAGCAUAUUCAAUCAACUUGUCAGAAUUUUUAAUAAAUCUGUGAAUGGACAAGUUUUACAAGAUGAGGGCCGAAGUAUUCAUAGUAUGGCUUCACUAUAACGAUGAGGUUUUUCUCGCUGGUUCCAAAACCGAAUGAUUGAAGGGAAGGAGUUGAUCUUCAAUGUCUGUGCCCACGUUUCUGUACAUCCUGCCCUGUGCUAGCAGCCAAAAAAUGGCACGGCCUGAGUGGUGGGGCUCUUUGAAGCGGUGCCUCCUGUAGAUACUACCGGUGGUGGGGGUGUUGGGGGAUACCUAAAUUCAACCUCGGUUGUGGUAGAGUGACCAACCCUCCGGCUGAUGGAUUCCAAUAAGAAUGGAAACUGGGCUGGAGUUCCGGCUGUUGCUAUAAUCGGCCCGCCGAAAGUUAACUGUACCAGAUCUGAACUUGGCAGUAGCAUGAGAGAAAGCGGGAGAGAGCUGGGAGGAAGGUGGUCGGAGGCGGCAGCAGAUGGUCUCAAUCACUUUGAUUAAAGUGCUGGCGACUUCUCUGAUCUUGAGCUCCGUGAUGUUUUAAACAUGCAGGGUCGCUCGGAGAAAAGCAGUCAAACGUGAAAGCAAUGGGAUCCGGGAUGUGGGUUUUCAUUGUAAAAGGACUGGUUGCUAAUCGGUAUUUGUAUCGUCACUCUGAGGUAGUUCAUGUUUUAAUCUAUAAACGAUGCACAAAGGGCUCAGUUUAAACAUUGAAGCAGCGGGACUUCAGGACUUGAAGUACUGUGGCUAAUUAUGGUACAAAAAGUCGAAUUAACCACCUUUUUUGCUAUUUUCCUCAAAAGCGGGUUUGCUCAUUAUUAGUGACCCGGUUUACAACCGCUCCCCGACUGAAGCAGCUUCUCCGGUUUGCGGCGAAAUGCCACCGCGCGUGUCCCGACUGCAACACACUCAAAAUGUAAGAAGUGCUGGCUUUCCCGGGCUGCGAGGGCUCGGUGUAUCCCUUCAGAUUAAAGUGAAAGUUCUCACUGUCUUUCCAGCGUGAAAAAGCAGCCUAAUCUUCCCUUAAAUUGUCUUUCACAGAAACUCGAAAUCAGCGUCCCAGGCGUACUGGUGACUUGCCGGCUCGCAGCGCUUAACAAGAGCUCCCGGCUGAAGAGUCAAACUCGGGUUCCUUCUUUUUAUAUAGUGAACUUUAUUACCAAACUGGCGAAUUAAAAGAAGCUGCAACUAUUUAAUCUCGUGCAAAUUUUCAUAAUCCCUCCUCCCUUUGUGACUACUCGCGCUUUUCGAAUCGUAUAUAAAUACCGUGUCUGACUCUUGGACCAGCUGUAAGUGUUCCUCUACCGGAGCCAAUGGAGGGUUAUCCCGCAUCCUCCUUAGCUUAUGCGUGUGUCAUCAGCGUAGUAGGCACUAUUGCUUUUCUGAGACUGAUCAUGGCUGAAAUACAACUGACUCAUCGCCUGGUCAUUUACGCGAUACUCCUCGUCGCCCUGGAAAGGAUCUGUUGCAUUUUUCUGGCGGGCUUUUCAGGAAUUCUGAUCUUCACUGCUGCAUGUUUCCUAGUCAUUCAAGCACUGUCCCCGCCUAAAUUACCUGUGCAAGGGAAAGCUGUAUUCAUUACAGGAUGUGAUUCAGGCUUUGGAAAGUCCAUUGCUCAACAUCUUGACUCGCUGGGCCUCCAGGUUUUUGCUACAGUACUGAACAAGGAUGGGCAAGGAGCAAGAGAACUGCUUCAGUGCUGCUCAGAGAAGCUUACCUUAAUCCAGAUGGAUCUCACUAAACCUGGAGACAUUGACAAAGCCUUGCAGAUCACAAAGGACAAGCUUGGUGAGAAAGGUUUAUGGGGUUUGGUCAACAAUGCUGGAAAGUGCUUCAAUAUUACUGAUGCUGAACUCUCGGCUAUGUCCAAUUACAGAGACUGUAUGCAAAUCAACUUCUUUGGUGCUGUAGCCAUCACACAGGGCUUCCUUCCAUUGAUACGCAGAACAAAGGGAAGAAUAGUGAAUGUUUCCAGUCCAGUGGGGGAUUUUCCUUUACCAUAUUUAUCAGCUUAUGCUGCUUCAAAAGCUGCACUCUCUGUGUUCUCAAGUAUCUUGCGCCUGGAGUUGAGUAAUUGGGGAGUGAAAGUCUGCACCAUACUUCCUGGAUUCUAUAAAACGGCUCCAUCAUGUAAUCCUGAAUACUGGGAAAACCAAGUGCAGCACCUCAUAAAAGACAUUUCUACAGAGCUGCUGCAGGACUACGGAGAAGACUAUAUGUUAGAAACAAAGGACCUGUUCCUGAAGUACAUCACCACCGCCAAAGAGGACUUGAGCCCAGUGGUUGAAAGCAUCACAGAUGCCAUCCUAUCUUCAAAUCCAAAGCCAAGAUAUUAUGCCGGAAAGGAGAUGAUCAUUAUGUACAUUCUGCUUUAUGUUUUACCAACAUCAUUAAGUGAUUUAAUUUUCAGCAGGUCUUUCCUACUUAAGAAAGUCUUACCAAAAGCUUUACAAAAAUAGGCUGAUAUGGGGAAAGUCCGGAAAUGGACAUUUUCUUAAAUAGUCUGUUUUAAUCAUUCUCAAUGUAUUAAUUGCUCAUUUGAUUAGGGAGUCAUGAACAUGUGUGACUGGAAUUAAUGAAGGUGGAUGUGGACAUAUGGGAUAAAUUUUCACCUUCAUUUCAGGGUAAUAUUCUGAUGGGUCAGAUUGUCAAACUGUUGUAGAAUCUCAACCUGCCCAGUGGAGUUCAGAAUUCAUUCCAAUAGAUGGUACUGAUGAAAAUUACCAAACAUAUGAUGCUUGGGCAUUUUACAUUUAAAAUGCCGGGUGUAGAAAUGUAGCUGGUUUCACAUAACUCCAUCCCCAGUCAAUGAUUACACAAUGUUCUGCGUUUACAGAUAGAUAGAUAGUUAGAUAGAUAGAUACUUUAUUCAUCCCCAAGGGGAAAUUCAACAUUUUUCCAGUGUCCCAUACACUUAUUGUAGCAAAACUAAUUACAUACAGUAUUUAACUCAGUAUAAAUAUGAUAUGCAUCUAAAAUCACCCUCCCAAAAAGUAUUAAUAAAUAGCUUUUAAAGAGUUCUUAAAUAGUUUACUAAAGUGCAUUGAGUGGUAACUUAAGAUCAGUCCUAACCCCGGCACUUUAACAUGUCUUGCCCCUGGUGGUUGAAUUGUAGAGCUGAAUGGCGUUGGGGAGUAAUGAUCUCUUCAUCCUGUCUGAGGAGCAUUCCAUUGACAGCAACCUGCCGCUGAAGCUGCUUCUCUGUCUCUGGAUGGUGCUGUGCAGAGGAUGUUCAGGGUUUUCCAUGAUUGACCGUAGCCUACUCAGCGCCCUCCGCUCUGCCACCAAUGUCAUACUCUCCAGUUCAGUACUGUAUGAGUUGUUUAACUUGUACAGCAUCCACUGACUUGCUUCAUUGAUAGUGUGGGGACUAUGAAAGGUAAAACUCCAAUGCAGUUUUAGCUACAAACAAUUGUAAAAUAGCAUCUGCAAUUGAAGUUCAACAUAAAUUCUAGAACUAUUUUUGUACAACAUUCUCUUGCUGCAGACUAAAUUAUUAGGAAAAUUCGUAAUGUUUCUACAAGUUGUUUAAAUAAUCAACCAAUUGUUUGGCCAAAAGCUCCUGGAACUCAUUGCCUACAAACAGCUUUCUAAGAAUUUUGUAUAAUGGCUAAUAAUUUUCUCUUUUAAGAAAGACAGAGUUGUGGGUUGUGUCUGGAAGUCUCUCUAGUUAGAAAUAAUCAGUAAUGUUAUAGGAAAUGCUGAUCAAUAUGAGCCCAAUGAGGGAAUUUUUUUUAAAAUCCCUAACCAAUGCUUAAGUCUGCAUUUGCAAAGAAAAUUUACACCUGGGAUUGGACGUAAACUACACCAAACAAGUUUAAAUUUGUGUACUAUUGCUGCUUGUUACUUAUUGCCAAAUGUCUUUUGAGGUUGAUGAACUAUCUGCUAUGAAUCUUAAAAGUAUCCGAUAAAUCUGGAUGUGGGAUGUAUAGUAUAAAAAAAGCUAUGGUAUAAAAAAUUGCAUUGGUUGUUACUGCAGUCUUUUGUUAUGUAUACUGGAUAUACAUUUGUUUGUGUCUAUACUGAAUGGAUACAUAUUGUCAUCUUUGCCAAAGUUGUGUAUUUAUCAUGAAUUGUAAUUUUGGCUCCUGGUUCAGUCGUUAACAUUUGCAAACAAUAUUGACAUCCUUGGAGGUGGUUUAGUGUUUCUUAAUGGGUGCAAUGGCUUGCAUGGAAAGUUAAACUUUGAUAUUUGACCUCUUUAAGACUGAUUUAUGAAUGUUCUGAAAUAAAUUCAGCAAAUGGAGAAUGACCUUCUCUGUUUCACUAACGUCCUUUUCAUACCUGCAGGUUACUUCAGCAAUGCAUAUAAAUCUUCCAGGCUUGAAUGUAACUCUAUCUUCUUCUCUAAAACAAUAUUUUAUUGAAUUUUACAUAUUUCACAUUUACAAAUAAACAAUAAGAAUUAAACUAAAUAGUGAAACAUGUCCUUAUGUUUUUCACAAUCAUCAAAGGAAAAGAGAUAUAACAUCUCACAUACUUCACAUAUUUAAUAAAGAAAUAAAAAACAUCAGGAAAAAACCAUAGGAGCAGUCAACAAUACACAGCUAUUUCAAAAUGACUGUGUACCUUGUCGUCCAAGAAACUCCAAUAAAGGUUUCCACUCAUUUUCAAAUUCUCCUGCCUUACCCCUGGUUAAUUGAGUCGGUCUCUCCAAUACAAGACAAG